AUGGAUUCUUAUGAAGCUACUAAGAUAGUUUACUCGAGGAUCCAAAGUUUGGAUCCAGAAAAUGCCUCAAAAAUCAUGGGGUUCCUUUUGAUACAAGACCAUGGUGACAAGGAGAUGAUACGCUUGGCAUUUGGACCAGAGACUCUGCUGCACAAUCUCAUCAUCAAUGCCAAAACCCAACUUGGCCUUCUUCAGUCAAAACCCAACUCUGCUACACCUUCUUCUCCUUCAACCUUCAACCCCAUCUCAAGGCCCAACCCUUUGUCCCUGUCCUCCAUAUCAAAUCCCUCCUCCCCAUCUUCAAACCUUUGGAGCCUCAGCAAUCCCAUGAGCCCCAGCUCCACUUCUUCACCCUCUUAUGCCAAUAUUGUUAGCAAAAACAGUAACCCUGGUUCUGUUUCUGGGUCUUUGUUGUCACCCACCAUAUCAUCAUCAUCUUUAUCUUCAGCCUACCAUUCUUCUACCAGUGAACUUGCUGAAAAAUACCAGCUUCAGAGCCAUCUUUCUUUCCUCAGUGAUCCAAAGACUGAUGAUUUGUUUGAUGGAAGCCAAAGUGCUUAUAGCAGUUCACUGCAAAAGCAAAGUUACUCUGUACCCAGCAUGUGUUUCGGAGCUGAAGAUGUAAAUUCUGGGGUUGGAUGGAAGCCAUGCUUGUAUUACUCAAGAGGGUUCUGUAAAAAUGGAAGCAGCUGCCGUUUUCUCCACAGUGGCUCCAUUAACGCUGAUGGUGCCUCCGUUGAUGUUGGUUCUCCUAGCAAUGUCAAUGUACUUGAGCAGUGUCAAGAGUUACUCAGAUCCAAUGCUGCUACCCAGCAGCAGAAACAAGCCGCAGUCUCACAUUUUAUGGCUGGUGGUACUUCUUUUCCAUACAACAAGUGCAUGAAUUUUUUUAUGCAGCAACAAAAUGACACUAAAAGGUCAGCGACAUCUACAUUGAUGAUGGGAGAUGAGCUUCACAAGUUUGGGAGAUACCAAUAUGAGAGAAAUGACAUUUCAACUUUAACUUUGGGAGGAAAUGUUAAUCACAGUUCAAGGCAGAUCUACUUGACAUUCCCAGCUGAUAGUACAUUUAGAGAAGAAGAUGUCUCUAAUUAUUUUAGCAUUUAUGGACCAGUUCAAGAUGUGAGGAUUCCAUACCAGCAAAAGAGGAUGUUUGGAUUUGUUACAUUUGUGUAUUCAGAGACUGUGAAGAUUAUUCUGGCUAAAGGGAACCCUCAUUUUGUCUGUGAUUCGCGGGUGCUUGUGAAGCCUUACAAGGAGAAGGGGAAAAUACCAGACAAGAAGCAACAACACCAGCAGUUGGAGAGGGGAGACCAUCAUAUCUGCACAAGCCUGUCUGGGAUUGAUUCUAGGGAGCCUUCUGACCUCAAUCUUGGAUCAAGAAUGUUUUACAAUACCCAUGAGAUGUUAAGAAGGAAAUUAGAGGAACAAGCUAAUUUGCAGCAAGCCAUUGAACUCCAAGAAAGAAGGCUUAUGAACCUGCAACUUCUAGGCAUCAAGAGUAACAAUCAUCAUCAUAAUCAACAUCAAUACUAUCAUGGUCUUUCAGAAGGGUCUCCAUUUCCCUCACCAACUUUAUCUCAUACACCCAAAAAUCAAUCCCUCAUUGUUUCACCAAAUGGGAAUAAAGAAGAAGUCCUAGAAGAAUUUGAAGGUAGUCUAGCUGAACAACUGCAGCAGGAGAUGGUGAAUCCAGCUUUCAAUCUCAUUGACCAUGGGAGUGAGGAUGACAAUGGCAAUGACUUCGACCUCCUUGAAUGUAUGGAGCACAUUCUGCCUGAUAACCUCUUUGCUUCUCCAAAAAAAUCAGCUGCUGACCAAAUAAAUGCCUUCUCAACUACUACUUCUGCAGAAGUCAGUACUGAAAGCACCAGAGUCACAACCAUUUCUUCUUACAACAAUAAUAAUAAUUUACUGCCCACCACCUCUACCUCCUCCAAUGCAAAUGCAACUUCCCCAAAAUCUGUUCUCUCAAAAUGCCCAGCAUGGCCAGCAGCAAUGGGGAGAUUGACUUUGCUAGGAAACAAUUGA
This is a messenger RNA of Prunus armeniaca (apricot), 2031 nucleotides long. Lineage: Eukaryota; Viridiplantae; Streptophyta; Magnoliopsida; Rosales; Rosaceae. The record is from the annotation of a GenBank genome assembly.